AUGUAUAUAGACACUGAAAUUGAUUGUUUGCAAAUACUGAAUAGUGAAUUAGUGCGAAGCAUAACCGACAAAGAAACAAUUAUCAGCCUGUUGAACUCAGAUAUACAAAAUAGAAAUAGACCGAGUGGUGAACGUAAACAACACUACAAUGUUGCCACGCUGACGAAUUCAUCCGGGGCUUCUGUUAUUAGUAAGCCACAAACGGAAAGUAAGAAGAAUAAUUCAUCGAUUGCUAGUGAACAAUCUAUAACUGUAGAGCAAGUAAGCGAAAGCAUUAAUCAAGGGGGAACGUCUAAACAGAACCAACAUCUGGUCCAACCGAAUGAACACAACGUUACACCGGUGGUUACACCAUGGAAAACAGUAAACCAUAGGAAGAAAAGAUCCGCAUUACUAGUAGGUACUAAUGAUAUAUCAAACUCUUCGUUGAAAGGGAUUCCCGAAAUCAUGGUGUUGCAUGUAUCUAGACUAAAUCCCAACACUACAACGGAAGAUUUGAAGUCAUUUUUGAAGCCGAAUUUUCCAGAAGUAGUCUGCGAGAAUUGGAAGUCCAGAGUUCCCGAGAUAUACGCAUCAUUUAAAGUCACCAUCUAUGACAAAAACUCACAAAAGGCCAUGGAGUCAUCUGUAUGGCCUGAGGAUGCACACGUUCAGCGGUUUUUUUUUCGAAAAGAACAUGGAAACUGUGACCUCAUGAUAAACAAAUCUGCGAUCAAUUUGGAUCAGUCGAGCGAUUAUGAGCUGCAUGAAGCAGAUUGGGGCAAGGACGAAAUCAAGAGGAUCAUCGUGUCGAUGGGCGGCCGUGUGGGCACGAAAAUCCACAGCAGAGUGAUGGCGAUCAUCUCCACAAUGGAGGAGGUCGAAAGGAUGAACAGCAGGAUGCAGGCGGCGGAAAACGAGCAGAUACACGUGGUGCCGGAGGAUUUCCUUGAGGAGCCUCAUAGCCGUUUACCCGUCGAGCCCUCGGCCAGCCACAAAUCCAAGUCGCGCAGCAUCUACACCAAAUCGGUGCCCAACAAGGUGACCUUGAAACUCAAAGGCGGCCUCGCCGUCGACCCCGAUUCCGGACUGGAACACUCUGCGCACGUGUACCAGUCUGGCGGCGACAAGUAUUCGGUGGUGUUGGGCAUCACGGAUAUUCAGACGAAGAAGAACAGCUUCUACAAGCUGCAGCUGCUCGAGGCCGAUGCGGGAAGCCGCCUCAGUGGAACGAGUGUUCAGUACCUUUGGGCUGGUACAUUCAGAUUUGAGAAAUAG
This is a messenger RNA of Phaedon cochleariae (mustard beetle), 1257 nucleotides long. Lineage: Eukaryota; Metazoa; Arthropoda; Insecta; Coleoptera; Chrysomelidae. The record is from the annotation of a GenBank genome assembly.